GUUAUUUAGAGUUGAACCGCGAUUGUUCCAUCGUGAAUGUGCUGAUUUUCAUUCCUUAUCAGAUAACACUUCGUUUUGAAGGGGUCAAUCCCUGGAUGCUGUACCAGUGGUUUUCCCAACAUUUAUUUCGCGUGAAAGUUAUUUUUAACGUUAACGUUGUGUACGGCUUCCAUCACUUGCUUGUUUUUCGCGUCACUCGCUUGUCAAUCAAUUAUUUGGAGGAAAAGACGAAAAAUUUUCGGUUGUACUCCGAUAGUAACACACUUUCGUGAGUAACCAAGCAUAUAGCACGCAUUCUGAAAAGUUAGGAUGAUCCUGAAGAAAAUCCUGAACGUUGGGGUAAUUCGGCCACUGCGAGGAAUAAAAUUGCAAACGCAAAGCCAAGCCAUUAGAUUAAUUUCUUGCGACAGGAAAAGCUACCCUAAAAUAUUGAUAACAGGUGGCCUUGGACAACUAGGAACGGAAUGUGCAAAGCUUCUUCGCAGUGCAUACGGUGAGGAGCACGUCAUUCUGUCGGAUAUAAUCAAACCGAGCGACGAGAUUGUGAAUAGUGGGCCAUAUAUAUUCGCCGAUAUAUUGGAUUUCAAGGGGCUCCAGAAAAUCGUCGUCAACCACCGCAUCGACUGGAUUAUUCAUUUCUCCGCCCUGCUGAGUGCCAUCGGCGAACAGAACGUUCCUCUGGCCGUGCGUGUUAACAUCGAAGGUUUGCACAAUGUGAUAGAACUUGCAAAGCAGUACAAAUUGAGAGUUUUUGUUCCGAGCACGAUUGGUGCAUUUGGGCCUGAUAGUCCGAGAAAUCCUACACCGAACGUAACAAUUCAAAGACCGCGAACUAUUUACGGAGUGUCGAAGGUGCAUGGAGAGUUGAUAGGAGAGUACUACCAUCACAAGUUUGGAUUGGAUUUUCGUUGCUUAAGAUUUCCCGGUGUAAUUUCUAGUGAUCCACCGGGAGGCGGAACCACCGAUUACGCUGUAGCAAUUUUCUUCGACGCUCUCAAAACUGGGAAGUACGAAUGUUAUCUCAAACCCGAUACCCGUCUGCCAAUGAUGUACAUCGAUGAUUGCUUACGGUCCCUACAUGAGUUUAUGAUAACGCCACCGGAAAAGUUGAAACGAAGAGUUUAUAAUGUUACGGCGAUGUCCUUCACACCAGAGGAACUGGCGAACGAAUUGGCCAACUAUGUGCCGGAACUGCACGUUUCCUAUAAACCCGACACUCGUCAGUUGAUAGCAGACUCGUGGCCACAGGUAUUUGACGAUUCUGAAGCGCGUCGUGACUGGGGAUGGGAGCAUAAGUACGACCUCAAAAAGCUAGUGGAACUGAUGGUAAACGAUGUUAUGGAAAACUAUGUCAAAAAAGAAAGGAAACACUACACUGAUAGUGUCGUAUAAAAGUUUCUUUAACAAGCCAUUGUACGCAAUAAUGUAUUAAAACUCUGAACAAAGCUUGCAAACUAAUUCAACAACAACACAA
Molecule: messenger RNA, 1474 nt
Organism: Malaya genurostris
Lineage: Eukaryota; Metazoa; Arthropoda; Insecta; Diptera; Culicidae
Gene: Tdh
Product: L-threonine 3-dehydrogenase, mitochondrial
Exons: 4
Coding region: 310-1392 (360 amino acids)
Biological process (GO): L-threonine catabolic process
Molecular function (GO): L-threonine 3-dehydrogenase activity
Source: RefSeq, a predicted model, not a curated record